Messenger RNA from Musa acuminata subsp. malaccensis (wild Malaysian banana), 977 nucleotides. Its product is annotated as transmembrane emp24 domain-containing protein p24beta2. Gene Ontology annotation, biological process: endoplasmic reticulum to Golgi vesicle-mediated transport; Golgi organization; intracellular protein transport. The record is from RefSeq and is a predicted model, not a curated record. NCBI's taxonomy places the organism in Eukaryota, Viridiplantae, Streptophyta, Magnoliopsida, Zingiberales, Musaceae. Gene Ontology annotation, cellular component: Golgi apparatus; COPII-coated ER to Golgi transport vesicle; endoplasmic reticulum.
AUACGGAAAUAAGCGCAGAGCAGAAGCGAAGCCGUCGGCGAUACGAGAGAGAAAGAGGUAAUAACCGGAGGCUAGAGAAUUCCAGGAGACGAAGCAUCAGAUGGAGGGACGCUCUUCGACGAUUGCGUUCUUGGCGUUCGUUUGCUUUCUAUUGAGAUUGGGAUUAACUGAUGGGAUCAGAUUCGUCAUUGAUAGGGAAGAGUGUUUCUCCCAUUCAGUUCCUUACGAAGGGGACAUGGUUUACGUGUCAUUUGUUGUGGUCAAAUCUGAUACUCCCUGGCACUACAGCAAUGAUGGUGUUGAUCUUGUGGUAAAAGGUCCACAUGGUGAUCAAAUCCAUGAUUCUCGUGACAAGACCAGUGAAAAGUUUGAAUUUCUAGUUCAAAGGAGUGGUCUUCAUCGUUUCUGUUUCACGAACAAGUCUCCUUACCACGAGACGAUUGAUUUUGAUGUACAUGUCAGCCAUUUCACGCACUAUAAUCAACAUGCAAAAGAUGAGCAUUUGGCCCCUUUGCUGGAACAAAUUGCAAAGUUAGAAGAAGCUCUUUACAACAUACAGUUUGAGCAGCACUGGCUGGAGGCUCAGACUGACCGCCAAGCACUGGUAAAUGAAGCAAUGAGCAGGAGAGCAAUCCAUAAGGCACUCUUUGAAUCUGCCGCCCUUGUUGGGGCUAGCAUUCUGCAAGUCUUUCUCUUGCAUCGCCUUUUCGAGCGAAAGCUUGGCACCUCCAGGAUUUAGAUCUGUCUUGUUGCAGAAUGGAGUUUUAACAUCCUCAGGUAUUAGUGUUCAACUUUGAGGAUGCGUAUCAGUUAGCAUGAUUUUGUGCCUUAGAGUAGAAAAUUUGUAAUCUUGUGUUUUAUUUUACUGCUGAAACAGUGCAGAUUAGCAUUUGUUUUUAUCAUUUCUGAUCAUCCUUGUUAGGAUAAUGUAAUGGAUUGGCUAUGACAUGGUGUCCUUUAAAGUUUUGGAUCUGUGA